Molecule: messenger RNA, 1688 nt
Organism: Caenorhabditis elegans
Lineage: Eukaryota; Metazoa; Nematoda; Chromadorea; Rhabditida; Rhabditidae
Gene: srh-60
Product: Serpentine Receptor, class H
Exons: 7
Coding region: 638-1648 (336 amino acids)
Source: RefSeq, marked reviewed
AGUAGCUACUCAAAAAAUGUCAAAGUUUUGACGCGCAAAUGAGACCAAUCAGCAAGACCAACGUCGCUGAUUGACUUUAUCAAUACUACCUGCCGGGAAAACUACACCUAUUUUUUCAAUUCCCCGGAUAGCAGUCGCUUUACUAAUUUUUAUUCAAUGUACGUAGAUAAGACGAACUAUUACAAUCAAGCUCUCAACAACCGUGCUAUGAUAAUUAUGGCGAAUCAUAGAUUAUUAAGCACCUGCUGCAUUCUUUUUAUUUAUAAACCCUAUCGGAAUUUUAUUAUCAGUAAAUUAACAAGGAAGCUGGUGAGAAAACGAAACGGGACAUCAGUUACUUCUUUAUAACAAUCUUUAUAACAAAAUUUAUAUGCCCCUAAAUAGUGCUUUCAGAAAAUAGCAAGUAUUCUUGGAAUUUUUAAAUAUUAAAUGCAGACGCUUCCAUGAUGUUUGUAGGCGACAGCUGAAAAAAUUUUGAAAUAUAAAAAAUGAAUUCUGCAAAAUUGGAAAUAAAAUUAAAUUGUUCAAAUAAGUUGAGCUCAAGUUUAUUGCUACCUAAAAAAUUCAUAUGUAUUUGCUGCAUUUUUAUGCAUUUACAACUGUUUUCUCUUGGUUAUUUGCCAUAUAAAAUUAUACAAUGACUUGGCCAAACCUUAUCAAUUCUACCUGCCGAGAAAACUACACCUACUUUGACUCUUCGGAUUACCUACGCAAUGCAUAUCAUGUCACAGCAAUAUUUACAGUCCCACUAUCAAUUCUGACAUUUUAUAUAAUAUUAAAAAAGACCCCGAGUAGAAUGAAAACCAUGAAAGUGCCACUUUUAAUAUCCCAUGCUUCGAGCACAAACCUUGAUUUAAUGUUUACCGUAUACUCAGCCCCCUAUGCAUUUUUCCCGACCGCUUCUGGAAAAUCACUAGGAGUUCUAGGAUGGCUCGGUGUCGGAGUCAGAUGGCAGGCCUAUUGGGGUCAUUUUUCUGUGAUGAUGCUCGGUGUGAGCUUCAUCAUUUUGUAUGAAAACCGGCAGAGUCAAAUUUCGACGGUGAAGUUUAAAAUCCAAAGGAAACAAACUCGUAUUUUAUAUUUUGCCUGUAGAUAUUUAUUCUCGUUUGUUAUAUUGCUUCCAUUCUAUAUAGAUGGCUCGGAUCAGGUCGUGUUAAGGAAAUCCGUGUUAAAGCAAAUCCCGUGUCCCACAAUUGAAUUUUUUGAUUCCCAAACCUAUGUCUUAUUGAGACCAGACGAAAUCCUCCCGCUAUUUUCAAAUAUUAUCGGAUUCGGGGGUAUUCUUGCUGAGAUCUUUUUCUUCCUAUUUCACACUGUAUACCAUCUAACAAUGGUAGGGAACACAUCGACUUCAGAGACAACGAAAAAAAUGCAGAGGAAGUUUUUGAAGAUUGUCUCGUUGCAGAUCUCAAUUCCCUUGAUAGCAAUUGCCUUGCCAGUCUUAUUCACUUUGUAUGCGGGCACGAUGAGCUAUUAUAAUCAAGCUGCUAACAACAACGCGAUGAUAAUUAUGGCUAAUCACGGAUUGCUGAGCACCUGCUGCACACUUUUUAUCUAUCAACCGUAUAGGGAUUUUAUUAUGAGAAAAUUAACAGGAAGUCCGGUGGAAGAAAUACCAGUGGCCACAAUACAAGUUAUUUCUUUAUGAUUAACAAUUUAUCAAUUAUUUUUGAAUUAAUAAAUCGUUA